Messenger RNA from Megalops cyprinoides (Indo-Pacific tarpon), 1676 nucleotides. RefSeq names its product galactosamine (N-acetyl)-6-sulfatase (gene galns). Gene Ontology annotation, molecular function: N-acetylgalactosamine-6-sulfatase activity; arylsulfatase activity. The record is from RefSeq and is a predicted model, not a curated record. The transcript is spliced from 14 exons. Lineage: Eukaryota; Metazoa; Chordata; Actinopteri; Elopiformes; Megalopidae. Bases 18 to 1589 code for a protein of 523 amino acids.
UAGCCGUUGGGGCAGCAAUGGGUCUGCACCUAAUUCAAAGAAUCUCACUUCUGCUCCUUACUUUUACAUGUGGCAGCUGGUCAGAAACGCUCAGAAAUGGCUCAACUCCAAAUAUUAUCAUCAUGCUUAUGGAUGACAUGGGGUGGGGCGAUCUGGGGGUGUUCGGCCAGCCCUCGAAGGAGACCCCAAACCUAGACCGCAUGGCUGCUGAGGGGAUGCUGCUCCCAAACUUCUACACUGCCAACCCCCUCUGCUCCCCAUCCAGAGCAGCGCUGCUGACCGGGAGGUUACCUGUCAGAAAUGGAUUCUACACCACCAAUGCCCAUGCUAGGAAUGCCUACACGCCUCAGGAGAUCGUAGGAGGCAUCUCCAAAGAUGAGAUCCUGCUCCCACAGAUGCUGAGGAAGAUGGGCUACGUCAGCAAGAUUGUUGGCAAGUGGCAUCUUGGCCACAGACCGCAGCACCUCCCCCUAGAGCACGGCUUUGACGGAUGGUUCGGGGCCCCAAACUGCCACUUCGGGCCGUACAACAACAGCUUCCGGCCAAACAUCCCCGUCUACAACAACUCCCAGAUGGUGGGAAGGUACUAUGAAGAGUUUGGGAUUAAUGUGAAGACUGGGGAGUCUAACCUCACUCAGAUCUACCUACAGGAGAGCCUGGCGUUCCUGCGUACUCAGGCCUUGACUCAGCGCCCCUUCUUCCUCUACUGGGCCGUAGACGCCACUCACGCGCCGGUCUACGCCUCGAAACGAUUCCUGGGGCAGAGCCAGAGAGGGCGCUAUGGCGACGCUGUGAUGGAGCUGGACCACAGUGUGGGGGUGAUCCUAAAGGAGCUGAAAAAGCUUGGCAUUGCCAAGGACACCUUCGUCUUCUUCACCUCGGACAACGGAGCAGCGGUCAUGUCUGGGCCCAACCAAAGUGGAAGCAAUGGCCCUUUCUUGUGCGGAAAGGAGACCACCUUCGAGGGGGGGAUGAGAGAGCCGGCGAUCGCCUGGUGGCCGGGACACAUCCCCGCAGGGAAGGUCAGCUACCAGCUGGGGAAUGUCAUGGACCUGUUCACCACCAGCCUGGCCCUGACAGGACUGUCCCCCCCAGAUGACCGGGCCAUCGAUGGGCUGGAUCUGACCCCUGUUCUACUCAACAACUCACUCAUCGACAGGCCCAUCUUCUAUUACCGCGGCAACGAGAUGAUGGCAGUGAGGGUCGGGCAGUACAAGGCACACUAUUGGACGUGGAGCAACUCGUGGGAGGAGUUUAACAAGGGUAUUAACUUUUGUCCUGGGCAAGAAGUGGUGGGCGUGACCACCCACACCCAACAGGAACACAACCUGCAGCCACUCAUCUUCCACCUGGGGCGGGACCCUGGAGAGAAGUACCCAAUCAGUGUCCUAAGCAACGAAUACCAGGCUGUUCUGCAGCGUUUCUCCCCAGUAGUUGAGCAGCACAAGAAAGACCUGGUGCCAGGAAUACCCCAACUCAACAUGUGUGACCUGGCUGUCAUGAACUGGGCCCCAGCUGGGUGUGAGAAGAUGGGAAAGUGCCUCAAAGCCCCCAAAUCUCAGCCCUGGAAGUGCGAGUGGCCACACUAACCGCCAGUCGGCUGGCACACGGAAGCCAAUGAACACCAAGCAGCAAGAAAAUAUCAUAAGGAGCUUUUUUUGGUUUGUUGCAUAUCA